AUGAAUCCACGUGUUUGGAGCAAAGGUAUGUAUUCCUCCAGCAGCAUUCACCUUGACGGCUGUACUGAAGAUCAUCUCUCCUCUGUUCAACCAGACCCCAUGCUGUCAAAUUCAGAAGUGUCAGGUGUUUCUGUGUCUUCACACAAAGACAGACGAGACAUAAAAAUACUACCAGAUAGUUCUUACUACAGCAGCAGUGAUGCUGGUUCAAGUUUGACCUCUUCCAGCCAGCUGGAGCUCAGUCCGUCCAGAAACAGCUUCACUGGACAUCUACCCACGAGAAAGCACUCGUCUCCUGCAUCCAGUUCUUGCAGUCACCAUGAAUGGAGCUUAAACAGCGGCCAUCAAGCAAAGCGUGCCAGAGUAGAAAACAUCAUCAAAGGCAUGACCAGCUAUCCUGGUAUGCACUGCACAGAUGUGUGGAUGAAUCAGGAGUCAGACGGCAUGCAGGAGAUUGAAAAGAUUCAAGAUCAGGAGCUCAUGGUGACAAGGAAGCAGCUUGAGGUGCAACAUCACCUUAGACAACUCAGUACUGGAGUAACCAACACAACAGACAGCAGUAAGGACGAGAAAUAUCCCACCCAGAACGAUUCUUCUGAAACAUCUCCAUUUACAGAUUCAUUAAGUGAGUCUGAAGGCAGAUCAAGAAAAUAUCAAGGAUGGAAGAAGGUGAAGCUGAUGAACUACUUCCAAUCCAAACCUGAGCGGAUAAAGCUGAUGGCAGAUGUUUUGAAGUACGAACUGUCCAGAGCUGUCAGUAGGAGUGUUGACUCUAUUUUCAAAAGCAUGCCGAUCCUACACACAUCGCCAAAUGACGAGGGAAACAUAGAGACUGGUUCACCUCCUAACUCAUCAGCUGGUAAAGAUGAUAAAUUAUCCUGUUGUGUGAAUGCAGAAAUGCAAGUCCCAGAUGUUCAGACAGAAGCUCUGUCUCUGGUGGUGCAAAAGCCCCGACUGGAAAGAGCUGACAAGUUGAUCUUCCAGUCCAGAUCAAGAGCUCGUCCCAAACUUCUCCCCUUCGGCUGUGACUCCGCUCUGCGUGAAGAUCAAACGUCUGAGAGGAAUCACAACACUGCCCGUCAUCAUGCCCUCAGAUGCUUACAUGUUGAAUGCUCUGAGGUUGCAAAGUUCGACACACGUUGGAAUUCGGUCAAGGUGAGAUCGAAGGUCAACUCCAGAUCCACUGUGUCGGUGGAUCCCAUCCUGUUGGAGAGCCUGUGUCUCCCUCAUGUCAAGAUUGAAUCAGAUUGCCUGGUUAAAAACAAGCUGUACAUGAUGAACGAGGGUCUGACCACUAACCAUCUGAAGAAAGCGAAGCUUAUGUUUUUCUACACUCGCUACCCGAGCUCGCUGGUGCUGAAGAUGUGUUUCCACGAGGUUCAGUUCACACGCUGCAUCACCUCUCAGCUCAUCAAGUGGUUCAGUAACUUCAGGGAGUUUUACUACAUCCAGAUGGAGAAGUUUGCCCGGCACGCUCUCGCAGAGGGAGUGGUGGACGUCAGAGGUCUGACUGUGGGGAGAGAAUCAGAACUUUUCAGAGCUCUCAACAUGCACUACAACAAAGCCAACGACUUCCAGGUUCCUGACAGAUUCCUGGAAGUUGCUGAGAUUACACUGAGAGAGUUUUACAUUUCUGUUUCAAUGGGAAAGGAUCGAGAUCCAUCAUGGAAGAAAGCGAUCUACAAGGUGAUCUGUAAACUGGACAGUGACGUACCAGCUGAAUUUAAAAGCCAACGCUCUGGAUGA
Plectropomus leopardus (leopard coralgrouper) is the source of this 1746-nucleotide messenger RNA. RefSeq names its product prospero homeobox protein 2-like. Gene Ontology annotation, cellular component: nucleus. The record is from RefSeq and is a predicted model, not a curated record. Gene Ontology annotation, biological process: regulation of transcription by RNA polymerase II. Gene Ontology annotation, molecular function: DNA-binding transcription factor activity, RNA polymerase II-specific; RNA polymerase II cis-regulatory region sequence-specific DNA binding. Lineage: Eukaryota; Metazoa; Chordata; Actinopteri; Perciformes; Serranidae.